CCCGUAUUGGUGUAGACCAGAGCUUGGCUAUUGUCUUGGCCACCGGGAUUAAUUAUCUGUAUCUGGAAGUGCAUAUGUAUCACCUGUUGAUCAUAGAGGUGCAGUAAAGAUGUGCUUUGGGCUAUAUAAAAACUACCCCAUUAAGACAGAGCUAAAUGCAUGGCUUGAUGAGACAGUUGUAUUACUCUGAGUUUAAGGUAAGGUUCUCAGUGCCGGGUUGGCUGCCCUCAGAGGUGUAUUUAUAUAAGGAUGAUGCUCUCUCGCCAAGGAUAUUUUAUACCCAGACACCUUACCUUACCUGUAUUCUACUCUCCUACCAGUACCAUCAACCUAAGUCUCUCCAUCGCAUUAUCCUGCUAUCCGAAACCACCAUUUCAUCAAAGCUCGUCAAGUUUUAUCUUUACGCAAUGGGAUUCAGGUUUUUAGUUCGCAAGAAAAAGAAUGACACAAGCAAGCCAGACGGUAAACAGAUAGAUUUAACUUCCAAAAGCACGGCUGUGCUCUCCACAAACCACCCAUCCAGUAAAGAUAAACAGUCAACCCAUAAAGUAGUCAGCUCUGAAAUGUCGUCAACACGCAAAGCAGUCAGUUCUGCAGUACCACUUCCGUCAGGCUCGGCCCAUCCCUAUGCAUCGCUACUCACCUCAUCUCACGAUACUGCGCCAACGGUACGGGUGCAACAUGGCUCUCCGCAAGUUCCAUCCCUCACAGGUCUUGCCACUUCCGUGAGAAUGACUUCUGAUGGAUCAUACACGAAUACCCCCUUGCUCCAGCUUCCAGAACCCGAGCUCCUGGAUAACGAAGAUCCAUGCCCCGUAGUCCCACAAUCCCCCAAAGAAACAUACCCCUUUCCUUUCAAAGUAGUCCGGGUUAGCCCGUCUACUCAGAAGAGUUACUGCUCUGUCCAAGAUUCUCGUCACUCCCAAACCUUCUCAUCCCGUUCUAGUAUCUCGUCGGCCUCAACUGUUUCGUUGUAUGAUAAAUAUUCCGCGGGCUCACCAGCUCCUUUUUGUACGCAUAAACACAGGCAGAUGAACUCGUCUGAAGAGAGUGAAACCAACGCGCUUAACCACGAGAUUACCUUUAAGGUGACACCGCAGCGCAAACCACCUAGCACGAACCAGAAGACGACAUGCCUCCAGAACUUACAGAUUACUAUACCUAGCAAGGAGUCAUACCAAUUUCCAGAAAAAACUUACCCCAAGUAUCUGAUGGAUGAUACGGUCGAUACCAUCGACACAAUAGAGUUGGAUAGAAGCUUUUUGCGGACACCAGACACAAGCAGCGCUCGGGUUUAUCAGACUGAGACAAACCAUUUCCACAUUGUUACACGGCCCAGGGAAGCAAAGCGUGGUUCCAACCUUUCGCUUUUGACCGAUGGCAAACCAACCACAGAUCUAACCCCAACCGAAAAGUUUGAAAGAAUCAGAAGUCUGUACUACCACCAAAAGUUCCUGUCGCAAGCAGACAAGAUUCAGUGCAACGUCCGGCCUACCAGGAAGGUUGUGAGAAUUUUAAAAUCAGAAACCUCGUUGCACUUUUCCAAGUUGGUUGGUCCGUCUUCACCAAGGUACGAUAACUUUGCAUCUUCAGAAUCUUUAGUUGUUUAGGGCUUCGAAAGCGCCAAUUCUUCCUAGCACAGCAUUAUUUUUUAAUACGAAUCUCCGAGUUUAA
Molecule: messenger RNA, 1674 nt
Organism: Babjeviella inositovora NRRL Y-12698
Lineage: Eukaryota; Fungi; Ascomycota; Pichiomycetes; Serinales
Exons: 1
Coding region: 156-1610 (484 amino acids)
Source: RefSeq, a predicted model, not a curated record